Molecule: messenger RNA, 2240 nt
Organism: Wyeomyia smithii (pitcher-plant mosquito)
Lineage: Eukaryota; Metazoa; Arthropoda; Insecta; Diptera; Culicidae
Product: trimeric intracellular cation channel type 1B.1
Exons: 4
Coding region: 870-1697 (275 amino acids)
Biological process (GO): potassium ion transmembrane transport
Cellular component (GO): membrane
Molecular function (GO): identical protein binding; potassium channel activity
Source: RefSeq, a predicted model, not a curated record
UGUUUGCUCUCUUUCAUUUAUUUUGCUUGGUUUACUAAAACGGUAUAGCAGUAAGAUAUUGAAGUAAGAAAUUUAAAAAAAAAAGUUAGAACCAGUUAUUUAAAAUAGGGUACAAUAAGAACAUUGAAUCGUAACAAUUUAUAGAAUAAGUAAUGAGCGUUUUUGCAUUAAAUACCGCAAUAGAACGCUCAGUUACAAAAUUAUGUUUGUUAAUUCAUUGUGCAUGGCAUGGCGUUUAAAUCAUUUUAUUUAAAAUUCAAUUAGUAUUCAAAGGUUGAUAUAUUUCCGAUAUUGUUGGUCUUUUGCGGAGCAGCUAACCGAGCGCAUGCAUCACUCAAAGCAUUAUACAAGGACCAAGGAGUUGAGAUGUUCUCGAUGGUAGUAUUUUUUGGUACAUAAAUUCAAAAUAUUUCUCCCAGCGUAUCCAAUCUUGCGUGCCAUCUGUUCCCUCAUAUAAUGCGUAAAUGUGAAUAUAAUUCACCAACUCAGCGAGCAGGUUUUAUCUCCGAGAGACUUACCUAUUGCUCAACUCACAACGAUCGCGAACAUGCCCUCUCACGGGCUUUGUAAAUAUCAACGGAAAUUCUCGAUGCAGCACGCUUCAAUGACAUACGAGUAGAGCGGUCUCUGCAUGCGGUAACUUCACCGUCUACGUGCUAAAUAUAGCAUCCCCCGAAAGGCACCGCCGCCCGGUGAAGUGCGUCGGUAUGCGUACAACAGCAGACGGCCAGUGUGAGAAAAUCCGCCUAACAGGCAGCAGCAGGAAAAUUUUUCUCCUUCCCGCGAGGCUGUUCCUCCUGUUAUCCAGAGAAGCAAUUAUUUGCACUAGUGGAUCGGAUCGAACCAGUUGAAAACUAUAAGCACCAAAAAUGGAUCCGGAGGCAUUCCUGGAUAUCGCCAACCAGGUGAUAAAACUGAAAAUGUUUCCGUAUUUCGAUAUAGCGCACAGUCUGUUGUGCGCACUAUCGGUCAAGGAGGACCUCGGAGCAGGAGCGCAAGCUUUUUCCCGUAAGCAUCCGCUCGCCUGUUGGCUGUCGACGAUGCUGGUGGUGUUUGCCGGUGGCAUGGUCGCCAAUGGCUUGCUCGGGGAACCAAUUCUGUCUCCGCUGAAGAACACCCCGCAGCUGCUGGUAGCCACGGCGUGCUGGUACAUCGUUUUCUACACUCCAUUCGACGUUGGGUACAAAGUUGCCAAGUUUCUUCCCGUGAAGCUAGUCGCUAGUGCCAUGAAGGAAAUCUAUCGUGCUAAGAAGAUUCACGAUGGCGUAUCGCAUGCUGCCAAGCUGUAUCCGAAUGCUUUCAUCAUUAUGAUUAUUAUUGGAACGCUAAAGGGUAAUGGAGCGGGUUUCACUAAGUUGCUAGAACGACUAAUCCGCGGUGUUUGGACUCCUACCGCUAUGGAGUUUUUGCAGCCAAGCUUCUACACCAAAGCCUCACUGAUUGCCUCCAUCAUCUUCGUGCUGGACAAAAAGACCGAUUUGAUUUCGGCUCCGCAUGCUUUGGUGUACUUCGGCAUCGUAAUCUUCCUGGUGUACUUCAAGCUGUCCUCGAUUCUGCUGGGCAUUCACGAUCCUUUCGUGCCGUUCGAAAAUCUAAGCUGUGCGCUUUUCUUCGGAGGCAUUUGGGAUAGCUUGGCGAAGAUUCUAGGCCGUGGACAAGCCAAGGAAGAAUCUAAAGAUGCGAAAAAAACUAACUAGACAGUCGAAGUCGCCCUGCCCCGGUGGUAGCGGUUAUACGAGUUUUUUUUUCUUCUAAAGCUACGUUUAAGUUGCGCGAUUUUUUUUAUCUCUUUUGAACAGCUAUUUUAUACACAGAUCGAUGCACUUUCGUUUGAACAACACAACGAAUAGAUGUAAGAGCAGUGAAACUACGUAACGUUAGCCAAAACUAUUGUUGAGAUUGAGGCAUUCUAGUCAGACUGGACGUACGAUAAGACGAACAUGAACGAAAAGCGACACAAUUUUACUACGCAGACUUUUGGCUAUCAUUCUUGCCAAAAGAGACCUGAUUUCCAACGCAGAACGCACAAACAAUGAAAAGCAACUAAAAGACGAAAGCACAAUCCAAUCACAGUGGGUGAGAUUUGAUUGUCCUUUAUCUACCACAGUCUCUGCAAUAAUCGCAGAAAUAAUAUCUGCCGAAACCAUUUUAGAUCAUCAAAACAAGUGAGUAGUAUUAAGAUAUGACCUCUUCAGAGGUUGCAAUUGGGAUUCGAGUAAAUACACAAAUGAUUCAAACAA